AGGAAGUCUUAGGAGGGUAGACAUCGCACCCGGAAGUGAAGUGCCUCCGUAACGGAGCGGUGGCGCGGCUGCCGGGCCCGGGGGUCCAGUUUAUUUUGGAGGAAGUCACUGCGUCGAACUUGAGAAGCAGGUGUUUGACAGGUAGACUCUGCUAAGUUGGGACUGUUGGUGCCGGCACUGCUCUGCUCCUGUCAUAACUUCUCCGGGAAAAGGCUGUGCAGCUAUCGGCUGGGCUGACCAUGGCCCUCUCUGUGGAGACGGAGUCGCACAUCUACCGAGCUCUGCGCACUGCCUCUGGCGCUGCAGCCCACCUUGUGGCGUUAGGCUUUACCAUCUUUGUGGCUGUGCUUGCCAGACCUGGCUCCAGUCUGUUUUCCUGGCACCCCGUUCUUAUGUCUUUGGCUUUCUCCUUCCUGAUGACUGAGGCACUCCUGAUGUUCUCUCCUGAGAGUUCGCUGCUGCGGUCCCUCUCACGGAAGGUCCGCGCACGCUGCCACUGGGUGCUCCAGCUGCUAGCCCUACUCUGUGCUCUGCUGGGUCUAGGUCUUGUCAUCCUUCACAAAGAGCAGCUUGGCAAAGCACACCUGACCACUCGACAUGGGCAGGCGGGGCUAUUAGCUGUGCUGUGGGCAGGUCUGCAGUGUUCAGGGGGCGUGGGGCUGCUCUACCCCAAGUUGCUGCCCCGAUGGCCUCUGGCAAAGCUGAAACUCUACCACGCCACGUCUGGGUUGGUGGGCUACCUGCUGGGCAGUGCCAGCCUCCUGUUGGGCAUGUGCUCACUGUGGUUCACUGCCACUGUCACUGGUGGUGCCUGGUACCUGGCUGUGUUGUGCCCCAUCCUCACCAGUUUGGUAAUCAUGAACCAAGUGAGCAAUGCCUACCUGUACCGCAAGAGGAUCCAACCAUGAGCACUUGCCAGCUGUUAGGAACCUGGAUUUGCACCUCCAGCAUAGGACCAAGAGCUGGGAAUGUGUUGGACUCUCACAGCUGACUGGGUCAGGGGACAUUUCAGGUACUAGAGCACUCAGGGGUAGCUCUGUGGACAUUUCUGCUCCUCAUGCUAGAGUGUCUCCAAUUUCUUGCUGUCAACCCAGGGGAGCAUGGAUCAUGUGUCUGGAUGAAGUUGGGGUUGCAACAGUCUCCCCAGCAGCCAUACAGCUUAUAUUUGUACUGGUAUGUCCAGAAAUCAUGGAGAAAAAAAAUAAACAAACCAACCAACCCCUGGAAACCUACUGGGAGGGGCAGCACCGA
Molecule: messenger RNA, 1251 nt
Organism: Mastomys coucha (southern multimammate mouse)
Lineage: Eukaryota; Metazoa; Chordata; Mammalia; Rodentia; Muridae
Product: cytochrome b561 domain-containing protein 2
Exons: 5
Coding region: 240-908 (222 amino acids)
Cellular component (GO): endoplasmic reticulum
Molecular function (GO): transmembrane monodehydroascorbate reductase activity
Source: RefSeq, a predicted model, not a curated record